GAUUACCUACCAGUAGUUAAGAUUACAGUAUCAAGUUUAUUCAUAUCAGCAAAGCCCUGACUAUCAAUUUGCAAUGGCCAGCUCAGUAGUUUUGAAUAAGAGAAAUAGUUUUGUUAAGAAAAUCAACUUGCAGAUAUUGGCUGCUGAUGCAUACAUUCUUAGUGUUGCUGAAUCUGGGGCUUUUCACUGGCUCUAUGCCCUACUUAGGAUGGUCAUGUGAGUUAACAGAGCCUGUACCAAUCUUUUUCCAACCAUUUGUCUGCAGGGAAUUGAAUAAUGAUGCUGUUGUUGCAAUGGUUUUUAUUGAGAGCUAUUGGUAACUGAGUCAUCUGACAUCCCAAAAGGGGAACUGAGAAGAAUUUUCCAACAAAUGGUCUCGAGCACGGAUGAGAAACUUGUACUAUGGAGUAUAAAAAAACCUCUGGCGUGUCUGGCGGCAAAAGUGAACAAAGUGAUGGACGACGUCCCCAAAUCUGUAGCGAUUUUACUCCGUCGCCGUGUCUCGGUGCGGGCUGAGAUGAUGAGCUCAAGUGAAGCAGAUGCCCUUCUACAACUUAUAUUUAGCAACACCUUCAUUUUUCAAGAUCACUACAUAAAAAUUAUCAUACUUCUCAGCGCCCUGAAAAUUACCUUCCCGCGUGUAACGACUCUAGUAUCUUACCAAUACUCGCUGUGUUCUGAGGUUCUUGACGCGUGUCUGCCAAUGAUGCCUAAUUUGACCGAAAUUAGGGCGCUGGUUGACGAUAAACUCUCCUCUCUCCGAGUCAUACGUGAUCAAGCUAAGAAUCUAGAAAGACUUUACCUGCCUGCGCUGUGCAGCUCUACUCUGAAGAAUGAUGACUUGAGCCGCCUAUUUUUCAAAGACAAAGCUCUGAAUUUGGUUAAUGAACGCUUCUCUCUUGGUGAAAACUUACCUCUGUCCUUCCCGAAACUCAAGCACCUGGCACUACCUUUCAAGUUCCCCGAAAGCCUUCCACUUUUUAAAAUGUUGCUUCAUCAUUAUAAGGACUGUAACUUUGAGUGGCAUUAUGUUCAAAAUAGUGAUGUGUCAGUGAGUCUCUUUGACUCGGCACUCUGUCCUACUAUUGACCUUAACCAUGACCACGGGCUGAAGCAUUGCGAGUUACGAUACGAAGACCUCAGAUUCCCGUACAUUGAUGACGUCUUUACGAAGUGGGCUAAUUUGCAAAGUCUCCUGCUGGUGAUGAGUAGCUCAAGCGCCACAAUCGAUCACGAACAUGCCAGGUCCAAGUUGACGUCAAUCCUGAAAAAUUGCAGUAAAUUGAAGCUUCUUCAGGUUUGUGUUCUAAGCAGCAAUGUUGAUAGGUGCUUUGAAAAUGCUGUAGUUGUCUUCAGGCAAGGUGGCAUGAAGAUCAAAGAAUUGUGCCUUAUUGAUUCCGGAUCUGGUGUCUCGCAUGAGCGAACAAUAAUGUUCCUCAAUUGCUUUCCAAACAUUACCAAUCUCACGCUUCAUCUCUGUCAUCGGACCUCAUGCAAGUCAACCUUGAAAUUGAAGGGUUUCUCAAAGCUGGUCAAGUUUAAACUAGUCAUUGUUGACCCUCCCAUAACUCCCGAGUAUCUGUUUCCCUUUUUUCCAUUUAUCAUUAAAAUACUUGAGCUGUGUCCAUACCUACAAGACUUGACUCUACCGAUGGGGCAAAUUGUUUUGAGCCACGUCAAGAGUUUACAGUCUAGUUUUCGCCGUUUACGCACUCUAAACUGUCAAGUCUAUUGCAACUUCGUAGACACGAACUUCGUCGUGGAACUCACGCAAUUCAUCAUUGGUUCGUCAAUAGAAGAGCUUUCAUUCAAGCGUCUCACCCACGUUGCUGGACUGCCUUCUGAUUUUGUCGGAAUGGUUGUUGAUGACAUUGAGUUAAUAAAUUCUGAUCAUGUAUCCCAAUACGUGUCCUCAGCCUCAGGGGUGGCGCUGCGAUACCACGACCGAGCCUUUAGGGUUCAGCCGUGGUGAGGUCCCUUCCCGCCAGCGUGCGUCGCCGCGAGGCUUGGUUGCGAUGUUUGAUAAUAUUACUUCGGUGGAUAAUGAACAGUAAGCUAAACGUGAAAAAUUGCGUUAAUUGUGCUUCUGACUGAAGUGUAUUAUAAACGCUAUAAUUGGAGUUAGAAGUUUGAACAUGAUAUCUCCGCCUCUUAACUAUUUAAGACCUAUAAAUUUUCUUUGUCAUUGACAGAAUUCCGGAUGUUAUUCUGCUUUGAAUACUUGCAGAGCCUCCGUAAUUUGUAAAGCAAUUUUUCAUGCAUUUGUGUUUAUGAUGCAUUGCGAGUAAUAGCUUUACACAUAUCGUGUGUAUUUUAACGGCAUAAAACUGUUACAUUGAAUAUCAGAGGAGAAAUAUAAUGUAUAACUUCUGACGUUGAAUUGUUCUUUCUCGUUAUACUACGUUUCGAAUAAACUUCACUAUAAAAUUUAA
This is a messenger RNA of Hyalella azteca, 2432 nucleotides long. RefSeq lists its product as uncharacterized. Lineage: Eukaryota; Metazoa; Arthropoda; Malacostraca; Amphipoda; Hyalellidae. The record is from RefSeq and is a predicted model, not a curated record. The transcript has 3 exons. The coding region runs from base 371 to 1972 and encodes 533 amino acids.